Molecule: messenger RNA, 1392 nt
Organism: Coniophora puteana RWD-64-598 SS2
Lineage: Eukaryota; Fungi; Basidiomycota; Agaricomycetes; Boletales; Coniophoraceae
Product: alcohol dehydrogenase GroES domain protein
Exons: 12
Coding region: 313-1299 (328 amino acids)
Biological process (GO): butanediol biosynthetic process
Cellular component (GO): cytoplasm
Molecular function (GO): (R,R)-butanediol dehydrogenase activity; zinc ion binding
Source: RefSeq, a predicted model, not a curated record
CCAAGAAUAGGUGACGAACGCGUGUGCUCGACGGAUAAAAGGCCUUAGCUGGCUCCAUUCUCAGAGUAGUCAGCUGAUUCUCACUCAGGUCAUGUUCACAUCAUAUACACACUCACGGUUCGUCCUACCGCGGGUGGGUGCAGCAUUUCUCUGUCUCCACUAUCUUCAUUGCCGCCAGGAGCAAGCCACAGGCUCUGCGACUUCGCAAGCAUGAAAGCUGCCAGGUACUACGGCCCUCAGGAUAUCCGCAUCGAAGAUAUACCCGAACCUCAGGUUGGCGCUGGUCAAGUCAAGAUUAAGAUUGCAUGGUGAAUGACCUUGAACGGGAUCUGCGGGUCCGACCUCCACAUGUACCUUCAUGUACUAUCAGGAGUGCCAACCCUCACAGAGCCCGACAAGCUGACGGGCGAGACACUACCCAUUACGAUGGGUCAUGAGAUGUCUGGAACAAUCGUGGACAUUGGUGGAGACGUAGAUCCACAACUCUUCCCCAUUGGUAGCGGGGCCGUCGUUGAGCCGGUAUUGUCAUGCAUGAAGGCUACCUGUAACAUGUGUGUGUCAGGAACCAGGAACCUUUGUCCGGAUGUCAACUUCAUCGGCGUUGGCGGACGCGGCGGUGGUUUGGCGGAGUACAUUGUGGUAGAUGCGUACCAUGUCCAUCCACUGCCCCACGGAUUUCCUCUUGACGUGGCAGCCUUGCUGGAGCCCCUUGCUGUUGCAAGCCGUGCGGUCAGAAGGAGCGGAUUCAAGUCCUCCGACACAAUACUCAUCAGCGGAGGAGGUCCUAUUGGUAUUCUUAUACUCAAAGUCCUAAGGUCUACCGAACCAGACACGAUCAUCGUUAUCUCCGAACCAUCUGAGACGCGUCGUCGAACAGCUCUUGAGCAUGGAUGCACGUCUGUUAUAGACCCCUCCAGAGUAGAUGCCGUGUUGGCAUCGCAAGAACUGACCCAAGGCAUUGGAUAUGACAUCGCCUUUGACGCAGCUGGCGCUCAAGCCGCUCUCGAUGCUAACAUCAGCAGCCUCCGCACGGGUGGGAAGCUAAUUCUAGUGGCGUUGUGGCCAGGACCGCCUCGCCUCAACGUGAAUUUGUGCCUCACAAAGGAGCUAACUAUUAUUCACUCGAACGCAUAUAGCGGCGAGCAUCCGGGCCUCAUCAAAUCCGUAGCCGAUGGCAGAAUAUCUGGCUUGGACAAGCUGAUCACAGCGAGAGUUGCGCUAGAAGAUGUAGUAGACAAAGGCAUGCAAGCUCUCGUUCGCGAGAAGGAUUCGCAUGUGAAGAUUUUGAUUCAUCCAUGAGAAGGCCGCCAAGGCGAUGAGUCACGUUUCUGAGGAAAGUGUAUAGUAUAAAUAUGGGUGCUGCGUAUGGUUCUUCGGGGACGCGAAAUAAAC